AUGCAUUCUGCAGCUUCAACUCUUACAUGCAUUCUGCAGCUUUCGAGAUCCACCGCUGGAGCUAUCUCUUACAUGCAUUCUGCAGCUUCAACUCCCAUCUUUCAUAGAGAUAUCAAGUCUCUUAACAUUCUUUUGGAUAAUAAUUAUAGUGCAAAGGUUUCUGAUUUUGGGACUUCCAGAUUUGUUUCAUGUGAUCAAUCUCAUUUGACUACGAGAGUGCAUGGAACUCUUGGAUACAUUGAUCCUGAGUACUUUAGAUCAAGUCAGUAUACUGAAAAGAGUGAUGUAUAUAGUUUUGGAGUCGUAAUGGUAGAGCUUUUAACGGGGAAACAUCCUACCAUAUUUGCAAGAAAUGAGGAACGAAAUCUAUUAGAGGACUUCAUUGCAUUGGAAAAUGGUAAGGAGGUUGUUGGAAUUGUGGAUAGUGCAAUAGCCAAAGAUGAAGAAACGAUGGAGGGUGUUAACUUGGUGGCAAACCUCACGGCCAAAUGUUUAAGAGCAAAUGGGAAAGAGAGGCCUACAAUGAAACAAGUGUAUUUACAACUAGAGGGAUUGAGGAAGGCUCAAGCUCAACGUUGUUCAACAUCCAAUUCAUUUUGCUCUAUGGCUCUUAGUGAUGAAGAUCUUCCAAGAUGA
This is a messenger RNA of Cucurbita maxima (winter squash), 636 nucleotides long. RefSeq names its product wall-associated receptor kinase-like 1. The transcript has a single exon. The record is from RefSeq and is a predicted model, not a curated record. Gene Ontology annotation, molecular function: protein serine/threonine kinase activity; ATP binding. Bases 1 to 636 code for a protein of 211 amino acids. Gene Ontology annotation, biological process: protein phosphorylation; cell surface receptor signaling pathway. Gene Ontology annotation, cellular component: plasma membrane. Lineage: Eukaryota; Viridiplantae; Streptophyta; Magnoliopsida; Cucurbitales; Cucurbitaceae.